This is a messenger RNA of Strongyloides ratti, 651 nucleotides long. RefSeq lists its product as hypothetical. The transcript has a single exon. Lineage: Eukaryota; Metazoa; Nematoda; Chromadorea; Rhabditida; Strongyloididae. Bases 1 to 651 code for a protein of 216 amino acids. The record is from RefSeq and is a predicted model, not a curated record.
AUGAUGAGUAAAGAUGUUAUGAUAAUAAUGUUAAAUUUUCAUUCAUUUUUAUAUAUACUAUUUCCAAUAGUAUUAUUAGGAUGUUCUGGAUCAAAUAAUGAUAUGUCUAUUAUUCAAUCACCAACUUUAACUUUACAAUUUAAUCCUCCUGCUUUAUGGACAUAUCCUGAAACUGAUGCUCAAACAACAUUAUCAUUUUUUCCAGGUCAACCAUUAACACAAAUUGAGGCACAAAAUAAUGCUGAAAAUGAUAUUAAAAAUGCUAUUGUUAAUUCAUUAACAGAAAUUGGUAUUGAACCACAAGGUAAGACAAUUGUAACAACAUAUCAACCACAAAUGGUUCAUGAUUGUUAUAAAGUUUUACCAACUGGUGUAACAAAUGCUGUUGGUAGUACAAUUGGAAUUCUUGAAAGUGGUGCUAUUACAAAAUUAGCAACAAUUGGUGGUACAGCAGCAUUAUCAGCUGACUCAUGUUCAAAAAGAAGUUUUGCUGCGAAUCCUUUAACUUAUACAGAAAAUAUUUUAACAGCUACAGUAACUAUAAAUAAUUUAAUUACUACACGUUUUUCUUUACGUCAAUUGGCAAAUAGUAUGAUGAGUAAACUUUCUUUUGGAAGUAAUGUUCAAUUUGUUAGUGAAAUAACUUAUUAA